Messenger RNA from Thamnophis sirtalis, 1724 nucleotides. Lineage: Eukaryota; Metazoa; Chordata; Lepidosauria; Squamata; Natricidae. The record is from RefSeq and is a predicted model, not a curated record.
CAGGAUGACAGCAGGAGCAGCAGCAUCUAAUAAGCCCUGUGGACAAGUAUUAGUUCCCAAAUAUGUUAUUGGGCAGUUUCGCCUUGGAGGGCUUUAAAUAUUGUACCAUGUUUGCAUUUAAGUGGAUAGUAUUUUCAUUCAAAGAGUUUGGUGAUGUGAAUGUGGACAAGUCUUUGUUCUUCACCAUGCAGAAGACCAACAUUAUUGAGAGCCAGUUUGGUCUAAUGGGAAAGACACGGGUCUAAAUCCAGGAGACUCUGAGCUUUAAUCCCACUUUAGGCUUGAAAGCUAACUGAGUGUCUUUGGGCCAGGGGUGGGUUGUGGUGGCUGCUACUGCCGGUUCGCUCAGGGACCCUUCAUGCACGGACGUGCUUGAUGAAUGCUAUGCAUGCAGUACUAAAAAAAUGCUUCUGUGCAUGCGCAGAAGCCAAAAACAAGAUGAACUGAAAGAACCAGUUCAGGGGCGUGGCAGGCCUGGGGUGCUGCCACUUCCAGCAAUUCAGGCCGCCAAGUUACUACCUGUUCAGCCGAACCAAUUCGAACCGGUAGGAACCCACCUCUGCUUUGGACCAGUCACUCUCACCUCACUUCACAGGGCUGUUGUUGUAUGGAAAAUAGGCAGGAGAAGAAAUCUAAGUGAUUAAAUGUAAAGCUGCAAUCAUCUGGGAACCAGGCAAAGCAUUUUCGAUUGAAGAGAUAGAAGUAGCACCACCAAAGAGUCAUGAAAUUCGAGUGAAGAUGGUAGCCACUGGGAUCUGCCGGACCGAUGAUCAUGUAUGGAAAGGGUUUUUUCCAAAUAUAGACUACCCUGUUAUUGGGGGCCAUGAAGGCGCAGGCAUCGUUGAAAGUAUUGGGCCAGAAGUCACUUGUGUAAAACCAGGUGACAAAGUCAUUCCUCUCUGUGUUCCUCAGUGCGGACAAUGCGACUGCUGCUUGAGCCCAAAAGCAAACUGCUGUCUCAAAUCCCACAUUUAUAAGGCUUUUCAAAGUGUGAUGCCAGAUGGAACCAGCAGGUUUACCUGCCGGGGUAAACAGAUUCAUCACUUCCUGUGGAUAAGCACCUUCUCCGAGUACACGGUGAUGCCUGAGGUAUCUAUUGUAAGAAUUGACGACGAUGCGCCUCUGGAUAAAGUUUGUCUCUUUGGCUGUGGCUUCUCAACUGGCUAUGGGGCUGCCAUCAAUUGUGCCAAGGUUGAUCCUGGUUCUUCCUGUGCCGUCUUUGGCUUGGGAGGUGUUGGCUUGUCUGUGAUCAUGGGUUGUAAAGCAGCUGGAGCAUCCAGGAUUUUUGGGAUUGACAUCAACAAGGAUAAAUUUAUAAAGGCCAAAGAAUUAGGAGCCACUGAAUGCUUCUGCCCCCGAGAUUUUGAGAAGCCGAUUCACGAGGUGCUUGUGCAGAAGACUGGUCUUGGUGUGGAUUAUACAUUUGAAGUGAUUGGACGCAUUGACACAGAAGUAUGUAAUUUGUGUUAGCAAUAAUCUCUUAGGUUCAAAUUUCCAUUCUGUAGCAGAAAACACCUUCAGAUAUUAGGAUUAACAUUCAAGCAGAAAAUAUUCUAGUGUCUUGGGGGUCACAUAUUCUAUUUUUGGGGGGAAUGUUUUUCCAUUUUCUAGGAAAAAAUGUGAACAUUAAAUAUAUGUCCAACACAUGCAUACUUUGGUAUCUUUGUAGUAGUGUCUGUGAGUCACAUCUGAGAUUAUGAUUAUAAAUAAUCACAUUCUCCUCC